UCAUGGGCCGACUCUGCAUCGGUGGAGGCGUCGUCCACGCCACACGUGCGGCCUCGCUUGAGGAAGUCGUCGCUUGACGGUGCGGAUGUGCUCGAGCAGAGAGGUCACGGAGGGGUCCAACCGGGCGUUGAGCUCAUCGAGGUCAUAGAAGGGGUCCAGGCCAAGCAGCCCUCUGUCGCCCCCGCCCAGCCCGUCGGAGCUGCGCGCGUUAGCGAUGGCGAUGCGCUCGAUGAUCAGACGAGAGGGAGCAGGAAAGUGAGACACUCGCAU
Messenger RNA from Vitrella brassicaformis, 270 nucleotides. The record is from the annotation of a GenBank genome assembly. NCBI's taxonomy places the organism in Eukaryota, Vitrellaceae.